AUAGUUUUUGUCAUUCAAAAAGAGUUUUAGUUCGUUAUUGUCUCGUUGUCGUCAUUGACGAAAGUUAUAACGAAAAUUAUUCAACGAAAUUAACACUGUUUUAGAUGCUGCUUAUACUUGUGCAAUCGAUACUGCCUUAUUGGGACCUUACUUGUCCCUUUCCCUAAAGCCCACCCCUACACAUGGCUCUAACCAUAUUGAAUCUGCUGAUCAGUAAAGUUGUCCCUCAAAGGUCCAGGAAAGGAGCCACGUAACAAACUGAAUGUGGUAACAAUAUGAGCUGCAUGUGUCCCGGCCAUUGUUCCAGCCUAUCUGAUCAAUGAUCAAGAACACCACAUCAAAUUGCAGUUAUAAAUAGCUUUUAAGGAACUUUAUUUCCACUUUUUGGAAAAAGGGAGAGGGAUCAGAAAAAGGUGGAUUUGAACUCAUGGUGGACACAGUUGGGGAACCAGACACACGGGAUCAAAAAAAAGAAAUUUCUAUAUACAGGCUUGGCCCCACAUACAGGUCAUUGCACUUUUAAAAAUGUUUACAGUAGGUGCAGAAAAAAAUUAUUAUUAGUUUUUAAAGAUGCAUGCCUUAAAUGCACAGUCCAACUACUCAAAUCACUGCAUGAUGUUGUUGGAAACUGACUAACUAAUCCCCACACCAUUGUCUAGGAUGUAUUCUUAAUGAUCAGGCGUCACAAAACCACAAUCUUCACUGACGCCAAAGAAUCCACAACCGUCUAUGAGUUGAAACGCAUUGUGGAGGGCAUCCUGAAGAGGUCCCCAGAGGAACAGAGACUAUACAAGGAUGAGCAGCCUCUAGAAGACAGUAAAACACUAGGAGACUGUGGCUUCACAAAUCAGACAGCCAGACCACAGGCUCCUGCAACUGUAGGACUGGCCUUUCGUAUCGAUGAUGCAUUUGAGCCCCUGCAGGUGGAACCAUUUUCCAGCCCUCCUGAACUUCCUGAUGUUAUGAAACCACAGGACUCUGGCAGUACAGCCAAUGAACAGUCAGUGCAAUGAGCUGCACCCUAAUGGCUAGAGUAUCAGGAGUGUACUAAAGCUGAGCUAGGUGGGGACUGAUACAAUGAUGUAAAGAUGCUGCAGAUGAACAUUUGAAGUCUGGCUGCCACUAACCACUGAACUAAGCCAGUUAUAAAUGUCCAGAGAAUCACUAACGAAUAAGAUUAUUGUUAUUUAUGUUUAUUUUAUUAUCUGGACUGACACAUUUUCUUCUCAAUUGACUGGCCUCAUUUUGUACAUGUUUCUUUUUUUCUUUGACUAAAUGACAUUUGACACAUUUGAAAAUGGAAAUGUUUUUCUUCAAAAAGACUGCUUUCAUUUACUAGAAAAAUAAUUGAGGUUUAAUAGCACAAAUGUCACAUGGAGCGAGCAAGUUUGGUGAACAGGUUUGAAAUGCAAAUUUGCGUGUAUCAGUUUUAACAUUUUGACAUUAAUUUGAGCAGUAAACCUGUUAUCGUGUUGUCUUUUGAUGAAGAUGGCUUAACAUUUUUGUUUUGUCUUUCCCUGUAGAUCUCCUCUGCAUUUUUUUUUCUUGAUUCUGUGUGUGGUUGUUUGUACUUGCAUUGCAUUUAAAUUCAGACCAAAGCAUACUUGCGGUUGUGUAACAACACUUGUGUUAGUAACAUUCACCACUGUGCACACUUGUGAUGUAACUUUUGUUACAUAACUGCCAGAUGUUUUUUGGUCUGUGAAGGACUGCACACUAAAAGCAUGACAUACACUAAAAACAUG
Molecule: messenger RNA, 1745 nt
Organism: Sinocyclocheilus grahami
Lineage: Eukaryota; Metazoa; Chordata; Actinopteri; Cypriniformes; Cyprinidae
Product: transcription elongation factor B polypeptide 2
Exons: 3
Coding region: 672-1013 (113 amino acids)
Biological process (GO): transcription elongation by RNA polymerase II
Cellular component (GO): elongin complex; VCB complex
Molecular function (GO): protein binding
Source: RefSeq, a predicted model, not a curated record